AGAAGCAUGCAGACAGUCGUGCACAUAGAGGGAGGGGUCAGGAUGGGUUACGUAAGAGCAGCCCUUUCAUGCCUAUAGAGUCGCAUUCUAUUAAAGCAGAAAGGGGUCGACUGAUGGCAACACGCUGACAGGACGCGUGCCAACACAGUUGCAGGAGAUGGUCGUGCAGUUCAGGUACAAAAUGUCCGGGUGCAAGAUUCUGCGUGCAACGCUGCAAAUGAUUUGUAGAGAUUGACAUGUCCAUGUGCCAGCACCACGGCGAGGUAACUUUAGCCCGGACACCUCCGAUGCAGCAGCGUGAUGGGACCCGAGAAACGGUAGGCCGCGUCGCUCCUGGAUGUCCGAUAUCGUAGCCACCACGAUGCCAAGAGUUCUUCCUCGUCUGGACCGACGCCUGAAGCGGUGCUCGGCGCUAGUCGCUCUGAGCGUGAUGCUGUGCGCCUUCUUCCUUGUGGUCACCUUGCACCAGACGGGGCUUGAAGACGAUGACGCCGACGUGCGCCGUUGGAUCCGUCGCAGCGCUCAUCACAAAGAGUACAUCGAUAGGCGUGGCAUCCAUGUCAUCGUCGGGCAUUACAUGGGCAAGGAUAUGCCCUGGGAGACCACGCCGAAUCUAACGGAUGAAAUACUCAACGCUAAUGAAUUUUCCCCGGUGAAGAACGCGGGUGAAAAUGGGCAAGCCGUGUUCGCCUUGCCUCACGAAAACGCCAAAAUGAAGACUCUGUUUCACGUCAAUCGAUUCAACCUUCUAGUCAGCGAUAAGAUCGCACUCAACCGCAGCUUGCCCGAUGUGCGCAAAAAGACCUGCAAGAAGAUGCCUUUCAACAGCAGUGACCUGCCUGAUACGAGCGUUAUUAUCGUGUUCCACAAUGAAGCGUGGUCUACACUUCUAAGGACGGUUCAUUCGGUGAUCAACAGAUCGCCUCGCAGAUUGCUAAGGGAGAUCAUUUUAGUGGACGAUGCGAGUGAACGACGGUUCUUGAAGCGGCCGCUCGACUCGUACGUCUCCAAGCUACCUGUGCCAAGCAGAGUAAUCAGGGCUAUCAACCGAACGGGACUUAUCAGGGCUCGCCUUCUGGGAGCAAGGGUAGCUAAAGGCAGGGCACUAACGUUCCUCGAUGCCCACUGCGAAUGCACCAAGGGAUGGUUGGAGCCCCUCUUGGCGAGGGUCGCAGAAGACAAAACGAGAGUGGUGUGCCCCGUAAUCGACAUAAUCCACGACGAGACAUUUGCCUUCAUCAGGAGCUUCGAGAUGCACUGGGGCGCCUUCAACUGGGAGCUCCAUUUUCGCUGGUUUCCAGUCAGUGAACGGGAACUAAAACGAAGGAAAGGAAUUCCCACGGAGCCCAUCAAGACACCAGUGAUGGCUGGAGGUCUGUUCACCAUUGACAGAGAUUACUUCUAUGAUCUCGGUUCGUACGACGACCAAAUGAAUAUCUGGGGAGGAGAGAACAUGGAACUCUCGUUCAGGGUGUGGCAGUGUGGGGGUUCUGUCGAGAUCGUGCCCUGCUCCCACGUGGCCCAUCUUUUCCGGCGGUCUUCCCCUUACUCUUUUCCACACCCAUCUGGGGUCGGCGGCAUCCUUUACAACAAUCUUGCUCGCGUGGCUAAUGUCUGGAUGGACGACUGGGCCGCUUUCUACUUCAACAUGAACCGAGAAGCAAACAAGAUCGGUCGCAAGCAAGACGUCUCUGCCAGGAGAGAACUGCGGCAGCGACUACGCUGCAAGAGCUUCGACUGGUACCUCAAGAACGUGUGGCCCGAGCACUUCUUUCCCGCAGACGAUAGGUUCUUUGGCAAGAUCCGUAAUAAGAAGAGCGGGCUCUGCUUCAAACGGCCGAGCUCUAAAACCUACCAUCAGCCUGUCGGACGGGUGCUUCUUGAAGAAUGUUCCUACACGCAUUAUCCAAUGCAGUACUUUGUAUUUACCGAAGAAGGAUUCAUCAAAACAGAUGAAGCGAUAUGCCUAGACUCCCCUGAAUCACAGGCAGACACCAAUGUUGUGAUGAUUGCGUGCAAUGAACUGCCGAGGCAAAAAUGGAGAUAUGACCCAAAGCUGCACGUAAUCAUGCACAAGAAGACGAAGAUGUGCCUGGACCUCCCCAGUCAACACAGUCCACAAGGCAUUACGUUGCAGCGUUGUAAUGGAGGUAGCAGUCAACAAUGGACCAUGGAAGCAGUUGAUUGGAAGAAAGUCACAUGAGUUGUAGCGUCGAUAACGUGUUGUAGAAUAAAGACCUGCGUUACAUACUUUGA
Molecule: messenger RNA, 2256 nt
Organism: Ornithodoros turicata
Lineage: Eukaryota; Metazoa; Arthropoda; Arachnida; Ixodida; Argasidae
Product: polypeptide N-acetylgalactosaminyltransferase 1-like
Exons: 12
Coding region: 338-2203 (621 amino acids)
Biological process (GO): protein O-linked glycosylation
Cellular component (GO): Golgi apparatus
Molecular function (GO): polypeptide N-acetylgalactosaminyltransferase activity
Source: RefSeq, a predicted model, not a curated record